Zymoseptoria tritici IPO323 is the source of this 1887-nucleotide messenger RNA. RefSeq lists its product as uncharacterized. Gene Ontology annotation, molecular function: protein-macromolecule adaptor activity; ubiquitin protein ligase binding. The record is from RefSeq and is a predicted model, not a curated record. Bases 190 to 1887 code for a protein of 565 amino acids. Gene Ontology annotation, cellular component: plasma membrane; cytosol; cytoplasm. The transcript is spliced from 3 exons. Lineage: Eukaryota; Fungi; Ascomycota; Dothideomycetes; Mycosphaerellales; Mycosphaerellaceae. Gene Ontology annotation, biological process: ubiquitin-dependent endocytosis.
GUGGUAUCAAAAACCUUCAAGCAGCCAGUAGCCGGAUCCAAUUCGAGGAAGACGAUAGGACCUUUCACUGGACCACAUUCCUACCGCGCACGUGGAAAACCAAGAUACCGCCUCACUCUGAAAGAGACACACUUGGUCCAACUCAUCUCGCGAACAUAGUGAUUGGAGAAGCGAAAAAAAUCAACCCGAAUGAGCGCCUUCCACCCCAAACUCCACGCCGGCGGGCCCAGCGGCGUCGGCGGAGGCGGACCCAGUCUCUCCCAAUGGACCGGUACCUCCAGCUCGCUCAGCGCCAGCAUCGCGCUCGACCAAGAUCCGAACCAGAGUCCCACACACAACCCGAAUCAGGGUCAGGUUCCUGCAGGGACGACGACAGUCGCGUAUACCAAUUUGGACGUCUUGUCGGGAAGGGUGUUGGUGAGGACGACGAAGAGUGCGGAUAUUGCUAGUAUUGUCGUCAAGUUGGAGGGAGAGAGUCGGUCGAGGUUGAUGACGCCGCCGGGACCGAAUGGAGAGAGGAGUCGGGCGGUGGUGGAGUAUCAUAAGAUCCUCUACAAAACCCAAACCGUUUUCCCACCAAGCUCCAUCGGCCAUCAACAAACCAACACCGCCGGCUCACCCACCUUUCCCUCCUCCUCGCGCCAAUCCUACACCCUCCCCAUCGGCACCCACGCCUACCCCUUCUCCUUCAAACUCCCCUUCAACAACUCCUGCAAUGCCCACCAAAACGCCCACGUCCCCGUCAUGGUCGGCAUGGACGUCGCCAUGCCCGCAUCUCAACACGUCAAACGUACUCUUCCACCCACCCUCAGCGGAUUCCCGGGUGAAGCGGAAAUCCGAUAUUUCGUCAAAGUCACCGUCGUGCGGCAGUCGUUGUUCAAGGAGAACCCGAGGGCAUAUGCGCCGUUCAAUUUCUUUCCCAUCGAACCUCCCAGGCCGAGGAGUUCAGGUUCGGAAACUUAUGCAAGGCAGAGACAUGCGUUUACUGCGUUUCCUUCAGGGGAGCCGGUCUCCGCUUCGAGGGAGAAGAUGCGCCAUCUGUUCAGCUCAGGUGGUGAUUCGAAGUCUCCUCCCAGUCCCACCGCUGUGCAGUCGGACCACCCAGCCCCGGCCAUCAGCCUUGACGCUCGACUCCCCGAACCGGCCAUCUUGACCUGCAGCCAAUCCAUCCCGCUCCGCCUCCUCAUCAAGCGACUCAACACCUCCACCGAUCCAAUCCACCUGACCUCCUUACAAAUCUCCCUCAUCGGCCACACCAAAAUCCGCGCGCACGAAGUCUUUCGCACGGAAAGCCAGUCGUGGAUCGUGAUGAGCAAGAGUAAUCUCGACAUUCCCUUGCUGGAGACAGCAGCAGGAGGAGGAGGAGGGGAAGGACAGGAAUGCGUGGUGGAUGAGAAUUUGUGGAAGGGCUGUGGACUGCCGAAUACGGUCGCGCCGGGCUUUGUGACGUGUAAUAUUCAGAGGUUUUAUCAGAUUGAUGUGAGGGUGGGGUUGGCGUAUCGAGGGAGGGGGAAGGAAAAGCCACAAACCAUCAUCCUCCCCCUCCGCCUCGACGCCCAAGUCUUCUCCGGCAUCGCACCUCCCCCCGAAGUCCUCGCUCGCAUGGCCGCCGCGUCAGCCACCCCUGCCACCAACCCCAUCAACGCGAAACUUCGAGCCGAAGGCCGUCAAGACCCGGACUUUGGAGCGAAUACUGUUCCUUACACGCCUGUUGAAGGGAUGGGUGGAGGAGAGGAGUUGGGAGAGGCCCCGCCGCCGAGUUAUGAGGAUGCGAUUGCGGAGGAUGCGGCCCCGGUGAGGGCGCCGAGACCGGUUUAUGUGCCGCCGGUGGCGGUGGAGGAUCGGGUUUUGGGUGGAGGUGGGGAUGAGAAGAAGGGGUGGCAUUGA